Aricia agestis (brown argus) is the source of this 1692-nucleotide messenger RNA. It is a transcript of the gene fbp, whose product is annotated as fructose-1,6-bisphosphatase 1. Gene Ontology annotation, molecular function: fructose 1,6-bisphosphate 1-phosphatase activity. Bases 59 to 1069 code for a protein of 336 amino acids. Gene Ontology annotation, cellular component: cytoplasm; cytosol. NCBI's taxonomy places the organism in Eukaryota, Metazoa, Arthropoda, Insecta, Lepidoptera, Lycaenidae. The transcript is spliced from 6 exons. Gene Ontology annotation, biological process: fructose 1,6-bisphosphate metabolic process; gluconeogenesis; sucrose biosynthetic process. The record is from RefSeq and is a predicted model, not a curated record.
UUACGGCCAGUUGGUUAGCGCGCGUGGGUCGUUUCUGUCACGUUUUUUUGCUUCAAAAAUGUCUCAGCAGGGGCCCGCUUUUGACGUUAACGCGAUGACGCUGACUCGCUGGGUGCUGUACCAGCAGAGGACGGCGCCGUCGGCCACCGGAGACCUCACGCAGUUGCUCAACUCGAUACAGACCGCCGUCAAGGCCAUUCAGUCAGCUGUACGCAAGGCGGGGAUAGCUAAACUCCAUGGAAUAUCCGGAGACACCAAUGUCCAGGGUGAACAGGUGAAGAAGCUGGACGUCCUCUCCAACGACCUCUUCAUCAACAUGCUCAAGUCCUCCUACACCACGUGUAUGCUGGUCUCCGAAGAGAACUCCUCGGUUAUUCAGGUGGAGACUGAGAGGCGCGGCAAAUACGUGGUGUGCUUCGACCCACUGGACGGGUCAUCCAACAUCGACUGCCUCGUGUCUGUUGGGUCCAUCUUCGCUAUAUACAAAAAAGUCUCCCCUAGCGAGCCCUCUGAAUCAGACGCUCUACGCCCCGGUUCAGAGCUGGUCGCAGCCGGCUACGCACUCUACGGUUCAGCGACGAUGCUGGUGCUGGCUUUGGGAAGAGGAAAGGGAGUAAAUGGGUUCAUGUACGACCCCAGUAUAGGAGAGUUUAUAUUGACAGACCCAAAUAUGCGAGUCCCGGAGCAGGGGAAGAUAUAUUCUAUUAACGAAGGCUACACAGCGGAAUGGUCACCCAAACUCAAGAAAUACAUAGACGACAAGAAGAACCCGAAGGUUGGCAAGGCGUACGGUGCCCGGUACGUGGGCUCCAUGGUUGCAGAUGUCCACAGAACCAUCAAAUACGGGGGAAUAUUCAUGUACCCCGCAACCACCUCCGCGCCGAAAGGAAAGCUGCGUCUCCUUUACGAGUGCAACCCCAUGGCGUUCGUAGUGACAGAGGCCGGAGGACUGGCGAGCAACGGGAACAUCCCCAUUCUGGACAUACAGCCGUCCUCCAUACAUGAACGAGCGCCAUGCUACCUCGGCUCCAAGAAGGAUGUUGAAGAGUUGCUGACUUACCUCAAAUAACUACCUCAUAAAAAACACGUGGCACUCGGGGACUGCCGCGGUAAAGCUAUUGCAUAGCAUUUUUAUCAACUUAAGCAAUUAUAAUUCGCAUACGUCGAAUUGCACGCACACAAUCAUAGCGCCGAAGUCUGGCAACGUCGCACCAACAGGCACAGCGAAGCGGCAACGCCGCACCGCUGCGCCGAUCGGUGCGGCGACCUGCCACACCGAGCCAAAGUCUGCCGAACUGAAACGACGUUAGACGAAUGUUAGCCGUUUUUCGUUACAGAAUUUCUUGAUUCGGUCGCCGCGCUAAAGCCCGCGAUAAAAACUAUGCAAUAGCUUAAAUAGUCAUAGCACGCACUGCGGUAGGCGGAAAAAUAUCAUGACGCGUCGCGUCGCUCUGACUCUGUGCCAGUGCGUUCCAAUUUUUUUGACGCCGCGUUUGCGAUACGGAAUUUCGUCACGAUGACUGUAUGGUCGCAGCCGUCGCUCGUUUGCGCCGAACUGAAACCAUAUGACCGUGUAAUAAGCAUUAUCUGCAAACAUUAUUGAAAGUUAUUCAAGCCUGAUGUUUUAACUGAAAAUAAGAAUGUUAAGGAUAAAACUUAUUUAAUUGGUCGAGUUAGCUUCGCAAAUUUUGU